AUGCAAAAUAAAUAAACGGAGGCUUGUCUAAAAUAAACAUUUGAACGAACAACCGCAAUACAAAUAUAUUCUUUGUAAUUACUUAAAGGUUAUGUUUCGAUAAUUACAACGAAUGUUUUACUAUGCACUCCGUGAUAAAUCUGUAAGCUUCAUUAACAUCUGAAAUGUCUCGAAUAUGCUUGUUGCUGUGUCUGGCUUCGAUAUUCCUGGUGCAACAAGUUGCAAGUUCAUCGGAAUGGAGUUACAUUUGUCAAAAAGGUAACUGCUUGAAAGUGCGAGCCGAGCAGAAGGAGUCUGCCAUAAGCUUGGGAGCUUGCCGCCUGAUGUGCAGCAGCUAUGCGUCUUUAUGGCCGAAACCGACUGGUAAAAUGGAGUUCAAGAAAUCACUCAUACAAUUGAAUGUGAACAGUAUUGACGUGUUGAUGCCGGGCGAAGAUACGCCGGUGAAGAGGUUGGUCUCAGCAGCAGCGCAGCGUUUCAAAAAGAACAUUGAUCUUCUUGCACCGGAAAAUGGCAGAAAACCGGGCGGCAGAAGUCUGGUAGUCAAUUUGCACCUGAAGAAGACUGGAAGCGAUAAAGUUGUUUACCAGCAAGACGAAACCUACAGUCUUAAUGUGUCCGUGCACACCGAUGGCAGGAUAAUCAGUGAUAUUGAAGCUGAGAACUUUUACGGCGCACGUAACGGUCUCGAAUCUUUAAGCCAACUUAUUAUCUGGGAUGAUAUUCGAAGCGAGUACCAAAUGUUGGAUUCCGUCUAUCUGAAGGAUGGUCCUGUCUACCCGCAUCGUGGUAUAUUGUUGGAUACGGCUCGAAACUUCAUCUCUACCGAUUCCAUCAAGAGGACGAUAGAAGCGAUGGGGGCGUCCAAGCUGAACAUCUUCCAUUGGCACAUCACCGACAGUCAAAGCUUUCCCUAUACCUCCAAAUCUGCACCGUACCUGACGAAGCUCGGAGCCUACACGCCAAGCAAGGUCUACUCCUCGCAGGAUGUGGACGAGAUCAUUGCUUUCGGCAAGGUGCGAGGCGUUAAAGUUUUGCCAGAGUUUGAUGCUCCCGCUCACGUAGGUGAAGGUUGGCAGGAUACCGGUUAUUUGGCUUGCUUCGAUAAGAAGCCAUGGCAGAAAUAUUGCGUGGAACCUCCAUGCGGUCAGCUAGAUCCCACACAGGACGGAAUGUACGACGUGUUAGAAUUGAUCUACAAAGAUAUGAUUGAACAGUUCGAUCCGGACAUAUUCCACAUGGGCGGCGAUGAAGUGCACGAAGGCUGUUGGGAUUCCGAAAGAAAAAUUGCCGAAUGGAUGACAGAUAACAAUUAUACCCUCAACGAAGCCGGUUUCAUAAAACUUUGGGAUAAAUUCCAAAGAGAAGCGCUGAAGAGGUUCACCAAGCAGAGGGGUUACGAUGUACCUAUAAUCCUCUGGACAAGCACGCUUACUGACGAAAAGUAUUUGAUGAAAUACUUGCCAAACAGCACUUACAUCAUUCAAAUCUGGACGACGGGCAGCGACAAGCAAAUCAGAGUGCUGCUCGAGAAUGGUUAUAGGACAAUUCUCAGUAACUACGAUGCUUUAUAUUUCGAUUGCGGAUUCGGCAGUUGGGUUGCGGAUGGUAACAACUGGUGUUCACCCUACAUCGGGUGGCAAAAAGUGUAUGAAAAUAGCCCUGCCAAAAUUGCAGGUAAAUACAGCCAUCUGAUGAUGGGGGCCGAAGCUGCUUUGUGGACUGAACAAUCUGACGAUGCUUCUGUGGAUGGUCGAAUCUGGCCUAGAGCCGCUGCAUUGGCUGAAAGACUUUGGGCCGAACCGAAAUCGACGUGGAAAGAUGCGGAAGACAGAUUUAUGAUACACAGAGAAAGGCUAUUGAAGUUUAAAGUCAAUGCGGACAGCUUACAGCCAGAGUGGUGCAGGCAGCAUCAAGGUAGCUGCUCCACAGAUGGUAUUUUAAAUAUGCCAUGAUCACAUUUACAUUUUGUACUCAAUAAAUAUAUAAUUAAUAAAAUUUAUAUUAAAA
Nicrophorus vespilloides is the source of this 2010-nucleotide messenger RNA. RefSeq names its product chitooligosaccharidolytic beta-N-acetylglucosaminidase (gene Hexo1). The coding region runs from base 165 to 1955 and encodes 596 amino acids. NCBI's taxonomy places the organism in Eukaryota, Metazoa, Arthropoda, Insecta, Coleoptera, Silphidae. Gene Ontology annotation, molecular function: beta-N-acetylhexosaminidase activity. The transcript has 5 exons. Gene Ontology annotation, biological process: carbohydrate metabolic process; glycosaminoglycan metabolic process; ganglioside catabolic process. Gene Ontology annotation, cellular component: membrane. The record is from RefSeq and is a predicted model, not a curated record.